AUGAAAAGACACGUUGUCACAGAAAGUUACUGCCCAGUAUGCAAGCUGGAGUGUGAAACAACUGAGCAUGCCCUUUGGAGCUGUGAGGCUACUAAGGAUGUGUGGAGUCAGGGCAGGAGGAAGAUCCAAAAGUUGAGUCUAAACUGUGCAUCCUUUAAGGAAACCUGGGGUCAUCUUAGUCAACAUCUACAAGGGGAGGAGCUAAUGGAAGUGGCAGUAAUAUGUCGUCUUCUAUGGACCAGAAGAAAUGGAUUCAUUCAUGGGAAGGGUUUCAUGCACCCAAACCAGGUUCUAAGCAAAGCCUUUGGUGAAAUAGAGGCUUACAAAUCCAGCCAGGACCACCAAGCCCUUAGUGCUACUCGGGGGCUAGUGGGGAUUGGUGCCAUUUUGAGAGAUCACCUGGGAAGAAGCAUCGGUACUCUUCAGGCCAGGAGGGAGCUGAAUUUGAAUCCUUUCAGUGGGGAAGCUUAUGCCUUAAUGAUGAGUGUCGUUUUUUGUAGGGAUAUUGGUGUCUCUAAUCUGGUAGUCGAGGGAGAUUCUUUACAAUCAUCAAGCUUCUUAAUGGCAGUUCCCUCGACUGUAGUUAUGGUGGAUUGA
This is a messenger RNA of Carya illinoinensis, 597 nucleotides long. RefSeq lists its product as uncharacterized. Gene Ontology annotation, molecular function: RNA-DNA hybrid ribonuclease activity; nucleic acid binding. The transcript has 2 exons. Lineage: Eukaryota; Viridiplantae; Streptophyta; Magnoliopsida; Fagales; Juglandaceae. Bases 1 to 597 code for a protein of 198 amino acids. The record is from RefSeq and is a predicted model, not a curated record.